AUGGCCAUUUCUCGGGGUGCAAUGCUGAAUAAUUACUCUUCAUGUACCAGUAACGAACAAGACUCAAGCUUUGUAAAGGCACGACAUCUUGUUCUUUGCCCCAAUUCUUUCUUUCUUUCUUUCUUUCUUUCUUUCUUUCUUUCUUUCUUUCUUUACUCCUGUCCUUUUUCUUUUUCGUAUUUCAUCCAUGCACUUUUCCGACUAAAUCCUUCUUUUUCUUUCUAUCUAUCUUUCUUUCUUUCUUUCUUUUUCUUAUUCGUGUUUUCAUUUAUGCACUUUUCCGACAAAAUCGUUCGUUCAUUCGUUCGUUCGUUCGAUCGUUCCUUCCUUCGUUCCUUCGUUCCUUCGUUCCUUCCUUCCUUCCUUCCUUCCUUCCUUCCUUCCUUCCUUCCUUCCAUCCAUCCAUCCAUCCAUCCUUCCUUCGUUCCUUCCUUCCUUCCUUCCUAUACUCCUGUCAUUUUUUUCUGUUUUUAUACCUGCCCUUUACAACUGAACCAUAAUUUCCUUCUUUGUAUACUCUUCACCGUCUUUUUUUUUUCGUAUUUUCAUUCAUGCAUUUUUACGAUUAAAUCCGUCAUUCUUUCUUUCUUUCUCAUUUUCAUUCAUGCACUUUCCGAUUAA
Messenger RNA from Acanthosepion pharaonis, 621 nucleotides. NCBI's taxonomy places the organism in Eukaryota, Metazoa, Mollusca, Cephalopoda, Sepiida, Sepiidae. The record is from the annotation of a GenBank genome assembly.